Molecule: messenger RNA, 1455 nt
Organism: Bipolaris victoriae FI3
Lineage: Eukaryota; Fungi; Ascomycota; Dothideomycetes; Pleosporales; Pleosporaceae
Exons: 6
Coding region: 1-1455 (484 amino acids)
Molecular function (GO): heme binding; iron ion binding; oxidoreductase activity, acting on paired donors, with incorporation or reduction of molecular oxygen, reduced flavin or flavoprotein as one donor, and incorporation of one atom of oxygen
Source: RefSeq, a predicted model, not a curated record
AUGGCUCUGAACGUGUUGUGCUUUUGGAGCCCUUCUAACUGUAGACCGGCUCCCAGGCUUCAAAAUCGUAGACCUUUCGGAAUCGAUCGACUUGAGCAGAUUUUCCGUGCAGAUGCAGAGUCACGAUUGAUGGAACUCUUCCUUUUCCACUUCCGACAAACAGGUAGCACGAUUGAACAAAGGUUUCUGGGUACUAAAGCAUAUGGCACGAUAGAGCCAGCAAAUCUUGAGACGAUCCUCUCGACCAGAUUUAACGAUUUUGGGAUAGGCCCUCGCCGAUACGUCACCUACGAGAUGUUCGGUAACGGUAUUUUCACCCAAGAAGGAACUGAGUGGAAGCACUCUCGCGAUGUCCUCCGACCGCAAUUACAACAUAAGCAAUAUGAGAACCUCGAGGUAUUCCAGCCCGCCGUAGACGAUUUGAUAGACCUAAUCCAAGGAGGCAGCGGAAUAGUUGAUUUGCAACCUCUAUUCUUUCGCUUAACCCUCGACACAACUACUGCUUUUAUGUUCGGUGAAUCAGUUCGCAGUUUAGCCACGCCAGAAGCGGCUCAAGGUAACACAUUCGCGAGUUCUUUCAACACCGCUCAACAAUGGGUGACGAAGAGAUUCCGACUCCCUGACCUCUAUUGGCUCAUCAAUGGAAGAGAAUUCCGACGGGCCUGUCACGACGUCCACAGGUUUGCCGAUGAGAUCAUCGAUCGUAACCUGUCGUCUGAGCGCCCUGCAAGUGGACGUUCGGGGCGAUAUGUCUUCUUGGAUACUGUCGCAAAGAACACAUCGAAUCGAAAUGCACUUAGAGGUCAGGUAAUCAACCUCUUAGCUGCAGGUAGAGAUACGACAGCCUGUCUUCUUUCUUGGGUGUUCUUUCUACUUGUCCGUCACCCAAGAGUCAUGGAGAAGUUACGCGCAGAAAUAGCUUCUUCAUACACAAAAGACAGCUCAUUGAACCGAGACGUUCUAAGGAGAAUGCCAUAUCUGAACAAUGUGCUCAGAGAGACUUUACGACUUUAUCCACCCGUUCCCGUAAAUGUGCGCAGCACAACAACAACUACGGUCCUGCCAACAGGUGGAGGGCCAGAUAGAAAGUCUCCAGUCCUUAUACCCAAAGGGACCUCUGUAGCAUUUAGCGUAUAUGCUAUGCACCGACGGCCAGAUCUCUAUGGAAUGGAUGCCGAGCAGUUUCGCCCCGAGAGAUGGGACGAAGAGAUGCCAAUGUACAACAACCCAACGAAUGCAAAAUGGGGCUAUCUGCCGUUCCAUGGGGGUCCUAGAAUAUGUCUUGGGCAGGACUUCGCGCUCAGUGAAGCUGCAUAUGUGACAGUCCGUUUAUUAAAGCGUUUUGCAUCAAUCAAACUCCCUGAGGGAGAGCUAGCGGAACUGGUAGGUGUGGAAAAACAACAGAUGACACUCGUUAUUUCUAUAAAGGAGGGAUGUAAGGUUUGCGUAAGCUAG